Molecule: messenger RNA, 1065 nt
Organism: Brenthis ino (lesser marbled fritillary)
Lineage: Eukaryota; Metazoa; Arthropoda; Insecta; Lepidoptera; Nymphalidae
Source: the annotation of a GenBank genome assembly
AUGACGAAGUUUACCCACGUACGGGACUGGCCGCUGCUCGAGUCUGCUCUGUUUGUGCUUAUGUCGUAUGCCGCUUUCCUCAUAGCUGAAGUAUGCGAGUUAACAGGUGUUGUAGCAGUAUUAUUCUGCGGUAUAUGUCAAGCGCACUACACUUACAACAACCUUUCCUCGGACUCUAGGAACAGGACCAAACAAUUGUUUGAGCUACUCAAUUUUCUCGCUGAAAACUUCAUUUUCACAUACAUCGGUGUUUCGAUGUUCACUUUCCCGAAACAUCACUUCGACCCCUGGUUCAUUAUCGCUGGAUUUCUAACGUCAACUUUAGGCCGCGCGGUGAACAUCUACCCGCUGUCGUUCCUUCUAAACCUGGGAAGGAAACCACCGAUACCGAUAAACUUCCAACACAUGCUUUUCUUUUCCGGUCUCCGCGGCGCGAUGUCGUUCGCGCUGGCCAUCCGCAACACGGUGUCGGAGGCGCGCCAGGCGAUGCUCACCACCACGUCGCUGAUAGUGAUCGCCACCGUGGUGCUGCAGGGCGGCGCCGCCUCGCACGCGCUCGCCUACCUGCGCAUACCCACCGGUCAAGGCCAGAAUGACGAAAACGAAGCUCUACCUUACCGUGACGUGAGAAGUCUGUACCAGGCCACGGAUUCGGGCAGACCGCCAGCAGAAAUAAGUUUCGGGCUCCGAAAUAUGGACGCAAGUCAAUCGCCCACUAGCGACAGGGCAUCUGACACCCCCCACGGCAACGGGGAGGGGGCCGAGAAGGCGCGGCUCGCCCGCCUGUGGGGGGCGCUGGACUCGCGACUGCUGAAGCCGCUGCUGACGCACGCGCGGCCGCCGCUCACGGAGACGCUGCCCGCCUUCCUGCGCCCGCUCGCCAGCCUGCUCACCACGACACGCCAGUACACGCAGGGCGAUAACGGCCUCCGACGGACCGAUUCUGACUCCGACCUUUGUAUUGACGAACCACAACCAGUUCCAACCAGUAUUGACCCACAGCAACUGUGGCCCGGACUUGUGGAUACAAGAAUCUCAGUAGAAGGUAUCACAGGAAGUAACAUU